AUGACUGCUGAGUUUCUUAUUCUACAGAAAAUUACGCCUGAACUGCCGUUGCACAACGUUAUGGUCGAUCAGUGGCAAAUUCCUUCAAAUCUGUUCUUAGCAGAUCCACAGUUUCACAAACGGGCCCCCAUCGAUAUGAUUCUUGGAAUCGAGCAUUUCUUUUCAUUUUUUAAAACGGCAAACCGAAUUCAGCUACCGAAACCUCUUCCCAUGUUGAUUGACAGCGUGUUUGGUUGGAUUGUGACUGGCUCAAUCAACAAAAUCAAUUUUUCAGAGCAGAAUUCGCCGUGCAGCAUUGUGGCAGUAUCUUUAUUCACCCUAGAAGAUAGUAUUGAACGAUUCUGGAAGAUUGAGGAAUUGCAAAUGCGGUCCGAUUAUUCAUUAGAAGAAAAGCAGUGUGAAGAACUAUUUUCAUCUACUACAGAAAGAACACCCAAUGGACGCUAUAUAGUACGUCAGCCCCGUCGCUCUAAAUUCGAUGAAUUGGUCGGAGAUUCAAAAUCCAUGGCACGUCAACGAUUCAAUCUAUUGGAAAGGAGAAUAGAACUUAACCCCGAGCUAAAGGAAGAGUACCAUACGUUUAUGGCAGAAUACCUCUCCCUCGAACACAUGCGGCUUGUUCGAGGGGACGACAGGCAACCGCCUAAAGCAUGUUACCUCCCACAUCAUCCGGUCGUCAAAGAAACCAGCACAACGACCAAAGUACGCGUGGUUUUCGACGCGUCGGCCAAGACCUCCACAGGCUCGUCUCUUAAUGAAGCACUGUUAGUAGGUCCUGUGGUGCAGGAUGACCUCCUAUCAAUAAUCCUUCGGUUUCGAACAUAUCCAGUGGCAUUGGUGGGCGAUAUCGCCAAAAUGUAUCGACAAAUACUACUUCAUCCGGAUGACACACCAUACCAGAGAAUUUUAUGGCGAUUUAAUUCUAUGGAACCUGUCGAAACGUACGAGUUGAUGACGGUCACGUACGGCUUAGCUCCAUCCUCGUUUCUUGCUACGCGCACCCUCAAGCAAUUGGCUGCCGAUGAAGGCAACGCAUACCCGCUUGGAAAGGCAGCUCUUCAAAAGAGCUUCUACGUGGACGAUUUCAUUGGCGGUGCCGAAUCAGUCGCUGAAGCUAUCCAAUUAAGGACGGAAUUGAGUGAGCUGUUAGCCAAGGGUGGCUUUCCGCUACGGAAGUGGACCUCCAAUCAAUUGUCGGUUCUCAAAGGUUUGUCAUCAGAAGAAAUAGGCACCCAGUCAUCGAUAAAAUUUGAUACCAACGAAACGGUCAAGGCACUUGGUAUCUCGUAG
This is a messenger RNA of Wyeomyia smithii (pitcher-plant mosquito), 1290 nucleotides long. RefSeq lists its product as uncharacterized. The coding region runs from base 1 to 1290 and encodes 429 amino acids. The transcript has a single exon. The record is from RefSeq and is a predicted model, not a curated record. Lineage: Eukaryota; Metazoa; Arthropoda; Insecta; Diptera; Culicidae.